This is a messenger RNA of Metopolophium dirhodum (rose-grain aphid), 2410 nucleotides long. Its product is annotated as SET and MYND domain-containing protein 4-like. The record is from RefSeq and is a predicted model, not a curated record. Bases 158 to 2092 code for a protein of 644 amino acids. Lineage: Eukaryota; Metazoa; Arthropoda; Insecta; Hemiptera; Aphididae. The transcript has 5 exons. Gene Ontology annotation, molecular function: protein binding.
GGUCUUUGUUCACUGUUUGGCCGUUCUAACCUCGACGUUGGCGUCGUAUUUUACCACACAUUAAAGAAUAGUCAUUACUCACUAUUACUGCCCACGUGGUUAGCGGCCAUCCAAACGAAAUCUCGACGGUCAAUAACGUAUUAAUAACGUGUCCGACAUGGCAGUCGGCGACGGAGACCAGGUGAACUAUGCUCACUACACCGAUCGGCUGAAGAAGCCUGACGUGCUGUCCGAGCUGAAGUCUGCCGACAACAAGUUCUUGUUCGCGCGCGCACUGCUCAUAGAACACGGCAUGUUGCCCACGACAUUGGAUCGUCCUGCCGACAGCGGCGGUGUGCGUCCAGUCACCGAACAAUGGAAGAUGGAUUUUGAGCAUGGGCUCGUGCUUUCCGGGACUGGGCAGUAUAAGGAAGCCGCCAAGCAGUUUUCUCGGUCCAUGGUCGACGGCGAGCCGGGAACCGAUAACCACGCGCUAGCCAUGACUAACCGGGCAGUGGCGCUUUACCACUUGGGCCAGUUCACCCGAAGCUUGAUGGACGUGCGCCAGGCCUUAAAGUCCAAGUACCCGCCCGAGAUGGGGCCCGAAUUGUAUAAGUUUGCCGGAAAGUUAUACAAAACAUUGGGCCACCGCAAGGAGGCUGAGCAGAGCUACGCCGAGUGCUUGCGAAGGUUGGACGAGUCGGGCAUGACCGCUGAAGCGAAACGAAAGUUCAGGCUAGAGGUCGCCGUCGCCGUGGACAAGUGCAAGGACUGCAAUCAUGCCGAAUCGGACUUGGACAUUUCGGACGAUUCGGACUUGGAAAACCCGUUUCUCAACAAGCUGGUGGGUGGCAAAAACAAGAACAUUCCGGCGCUCUCGGCCUUUUUGGAACUCAAAUCGUCCAAAAAUAUGGGACGAGGUGUUUAUGCCACUCGCGACAUAAACCCUGGAGAUAUUGUGGCCAUAGAUGAACCUUACAUUUACGGGGGAUUUCUAUUACAUAAAUCUUGUUGUCAUAAUUGCCAGAAAUCGCCAAUAGCUCCUAUACCGUGUAAAAGAUGUUCAUUGGUUUUUUACUGCAGUGAAAAUUGUUUACAUAAAUCAAUGAAAGAUGGACACAAUUUGGAAUGUCCAAUUAUUUUUUUUAUCAGAUCAUUGCCAGGAAUAACUGAUUUGUAUCAACUUGCUUUGAAGUGGUUGUUAAAAGACGUAUCAAAAAUGGGUUUGAAAAAAUUUUGUUCGUUGGUAGAUACAUUUUCUAAAUCUAAAAUAGAUCCUAAGACAAGGGGUUUUAAUGAGAAUGGGAAAUAUAAGUCGGAUAAUUUUUUAACGGCCUAUUCUUUGGAUAGCAGUGAAGAAGAAAUGCCAAUAGAUGUAUUGUUUUUUUUUAACUGUAUUGCUGCUAAAAUGUUACAGUAUUUGAUGUUAAGUGGAUUCAAAAUUGAAGAAUGCUAUUUAGGUAUUGUAGGUACUUCUUUGGUACGCAUCCUAAGUGUUUUAGAUUUAAACGCUAGAAAAAUAAAUACCAAUGCCCCAAACAUGGCGUCUCUAAAAGGUCAAUUAUUAGAAAAUUAUUACUAUAUGACUUUUCCAAUGGCAAUAGCUUUGUAUCCAAGUCUUGCUUUAUUCAACCAUUCUUGUGAUCCAAAUAUAGAACGAAGUGGAAAAUUAUCUACAAAAACAAGAGUGAUUAAAGCAAUUCAACCGAUUCUCAAAGGAAAUCAGUUAUUCUUUAACUAUGGAAGGUCAAUAUUGUUUGAUAAGAUGAAAAAAGAAAAACGACAAGAGAUUUGCCGGGAUAAUUUCAAGUUUGAAUGCUGCUGCCAGCCUUGCAUAGAAAACUGGCCCCCAUAUGAUUCCAUACCAAAUGGUCUUUCUGCAAAAAAUAUCUUAAAUCCUAGUAUGGCAGAUACUGUGAUCAAGGAGUGCAAGCUAUUUGAGGAAUUUAUAGAAAAAGUGGGCUAUGAUGAGUUUCAUCUUCAUUUAAAUUAUCUUUAUGGCUUUAUUAAGCUAUUAUUUACUAAUGUAAAACGACCAUUUGGAUUGUAUCAUAAGUGUCUUCGCAUAAUAAUUCAUGCACAUACAGAACUCAAACAUCCAAUUAUAUUUUGAUCAUAACAAUUAUUAAAAUGUAUAUAAUUUUUAGUUUAUAUUAUCAUAAGUUUUUUUUUCAUUAUUAUAACAGUAUACAUUUCUAUUUAAUAAUUUUAAUUUUUUAACUAUUACAAGGUAAUUUUUUAUUUUUUUUUAACUAUAACAAGGUAAUUUUUUAUUUUUUUUAACUAUAACAAGGUAAUUUUUUAUUUUUUUUUAACUAUAACAAGGUAAUUUUUUAUUUUUGUUAACUAUAACAACGUAAUUUUUUAUUUUUUUUAACUAUAACAAGAUAAUAUUUUUAUUUUUUAAGAUAAUUUUUUUAUUAAAUACUAG